AUGCUUCUCGACGAAGACCCUGCUGCUCUCAUUGCGCAAUGCACCUCGCACUUCAAAAUUGGCAAUGACAAAACCUCGCUUCACCGCAUCAACGAAUCCCUUAGUACUCUGAGCGAGUUUCGCACACAGCACCUGCGCUCCAUCCAGUCCUCUCUAAGCGCGCUGAACCGCACUCACCAAACACUCUCCGCAAACCACAAUCACACCCUAUCACAGCACAAUCCGACCAACCAUGCAGCAGAGAUCCUAAGGCUGGACACUGAGAAGUUUAAGAUUGCGAAGCAAGCCAGUGAUUUGGAAAUUGAGGGCGAGAGGCUACAAAGUGACCUGGCAAGGCUGGGUAAUGUAGCCAGCGAGCUAGAAGAGGAGGGUGUCGAAGGGGGUGUCGAGCCCAAGGCAGGUGAAGAUGCUACUGUACUAAAACUAAAACUCUACCGUACCCUCGGCAUUGAUGUCGAGGCUGACCCGACUACCGGCGAGUACAACAAGGCUGUCAUUCGCAAUGCAGCCAAGGGAGACGUACAUGUUGUCAAUAUUGACCCCAAGUUUUCGCGCCACUUUUACACCAACUACUUCUGGCGGACACUUUGAGUUGGCGCGAGAGUCUUUGUAUUCGCACUGGCCGUAUAUCGUGGUUUAGGUGCUAGCGUCGAGGUCUAGGGCAUGGCGUUUAUUCACGACUUGAUUAUGAGAUACCUAUUUGUUUAUGGCGUUGGGCUUCUCUUAGAUCAAUAGCACACUUCACAUGUUGUGUCUCAUGAGCGGAUAUAACGUCAGAGUAGAUAAUCGUGUAGUACACAAUUCCACAUCAUAUAAGAAGG
Bipolaris maydis ATCC 48331 is the source of this 821-nucleotide messenger RNA. Its product is annotated as Spc24 subunit of Ndc80-domain-containing protein. Gene Ontology annotation, cellular component: Ndc80 complex. Gene Ontology annotation, molecular function: microtubule binding. The record is from RefSeq and is a predicted model, not a curated record. Gene Ontology annotation, biological process: chromosome segregation. Lineage: Eukaryota; Fungi; Ascomycota; Dothideomycetes; Pleosporales; Pleosporaceae.